AUCUUAAAACGUCCAGUUACAAAGAUGGCGACUGAUCGCCGAAGUGGAGGAAUUGAACGUGUUUUGUCGAAGUGUCAAUCUUGUGUAGAAGCUGGAAAUUACUAUGAAGCACACCAGAUGUAUAGAACAUUAUAUUUCAGGUACAAAGGACAAAAAAAGUACACAGAGGCUGCAAAUCUACUUUACCAUGGUGCACUAACACUGAGGAAACAUGAUCAGACAUCCAGUUUUACAGAUUUGUCCUUUUUACUGAUCGACCUCCUGAAUCAGUCGGAGACACCUGUAUCUGAAGAUAUUAUAGAGAAAAUAGUCACCAUAUUUAAAGGAAUGGAACCCCAAAGUGAAGAUAGACAUACCUUUCUUGUGUCUGCAGUUCGGUGGACCAUGAAGGCCAAUUCGGAACACAAGCGAGGACAUCCUGACCUCCAUCAGAAGUUCGGCUUGUCUUUCUGGGAAGAAAAAAAUUACGGACAAGCAAGGUAUCAUCUUCUACAUUCACAAGAUGGACAGAACUGUGCCUUGAUGUUAAUAGAGUGUCAUGUAAAUGGUGGCUACCCCUACGAAGUAGACUUAUUUAUAGCACAAGCAGUUUUACAAUAUUUAUGUUUGAGAAACAAAGACACAGCACAGGUUGCUUUCGUUAAAUAUACAGAGAAUCAUCCAGAUGUACAGAGUGGUCCCCCCUAUGUUCAUCCACUCCUUAACUUUCUGUGGUUCUUAUUAUUAGCUGUAGAAGGGGGGCCUUUGAGUGGGAGGAAACCAGAGUACCCAGAGGAAACCCACGUGUCCGAGUGGGCGACCACCAUACCCUCUCACAUACAACCACUGCCGAUCAUGGAGAUCGAACUCAGGUUACAGCGAGGAAGAGUUGCUGUGUUCUCUAUUUUAUGUGAAAAAUAUCAAGCAUCCAUUAACAGAGAUCCCUCUUAUAGAGAGUAUCUGGAUCAAAUAGGACAGCUAUUUUUUGGAUUACCACCUCCUCCCAAACAGUCUCAGGGCCUCUUCGGAAAUUUACUACAGAGCAUAAUGGGAGAUGAUGGUGAUGAAGACUCUUUGCAGCAAUCUACAUCUUCUGAUGGCCCCGCCCCCCAACCAUCAAGUCAAAGUGCAACCUUAUCUCCAGUGGAAUUAGAUUAAACAAUCUGUUACACUUUUCACCAAAUUCUGUAUGAUUUAAAAAGUGCUAUGGACGAUUUAUUUAUACACUGCAUAUUUAUUUCAGACUGAACACAUGUAUUUAUGAUUAAAUAGUUUCAUUGUAAGUGGUAUCUAAAUUUAAGGACGAUAUCUACAACAAUACUUGAAAUGGAAAACUUUAAAUUUUACCUCAUUUAGUGAAAGAACACAGUUUUAGUAGAGAGUCACCUGAAGGAAUUAAAAUCCCUGCUCGACUCAAACCUAUAAUCUGCAGAUUGACAUAUGGACAUAUGUUCACCAACAGAGCUAUCCAGUUGGGCAAUUAGAAUUAAAAGGACAAAGUAUAUUGCUUGAAUUUAUUUUUCCAUUUUUUUUUUUACGUCAAAUAGAAGUCAGCCAUUGACUAUGUGUUUUCCUCUGGGGAUAAAACACCAAAGAAACUAUUGAUUCGAAAAGUGGAGGACAUGUACAUUUAUAUUAUAAAAUUGAAAACUUAUACCUUAUUUAGUAUAAAAAUGUAAUUUUAGUAGAAAGUAACCUGCAAAAAAAAAUUAAAACCCCUGCCAAGAUUCAAACCCAUGAUCUACAGAUAUGCAUCUUCACAUGUUAACCAACUGAGCUAUCCAGCCAGGCAAUAGGAUUUAAGGAAGGAGUAUAUUUGGUUUUUGGUUUUUUUUCAUUUGUGAUUUGAUAAUAAUCAGUUCAUUAUGGCACUGUGUUAUUCCUUUUUAAUGUUCUUUGUUCACAGGAACAGAUUCAUACAAAUUGGACCAAACAAUGUAUAUGAUGAUUGAGAAUGAUGUUAUCAACUAUGUUCACUUCAAUAUGAUAUUUAUAAUGCAUGGUCAACAUAUAUGGACUGGUAUUGAACUCGUAUGUAUUAGUAAGAGUUAUCAUUCUUUGACUCCAACGGCUGUAUUUCAAUAUUUUGCAGGUUAACUAUAUUAUGCAUUGGAUUGCUUCUGUAUUUGACAGUCUUAAUGCAGGGAUUGUUGUUGUUUUUUAAAGAAAAAGAUACUGUAAAUCACCUGAAAAUGCUUUAUGACAUGAAAACGACAUCUAGAUCUGUAUCAGAACUGCUAAAUUGAACCAUUUGAUUUACAUGGUAGACGAAAAGUUUACAGUGUGUUUCUACUAUGUGUAAUAAAGUAAGUUAACAUA
Molecule: messenger RNA, 2298 nt
Organism: Ostrea edulis (European flat oyster)
Lineage: Eukaryota; Metazoa; Mollusca; Bivalvia; Ostreida; Ostreidae
Product: Golgi to ER traffic protein 4 homolog
Exons: 10
Coding region: 25-1137 (370 amino acids)
Biological process (GO): protein insertion into ER membrane
Cellular component (GO): BAT3 complex; cytosol
Molecular function (GO): protein binding
Source: RefSeq, a predicted model, not a curated record